AUGUCUCAAACCACCCUCCGUGAACCCUCAGACCCCGAGCCUCCCCAUCUCAGCUUCCGCUCCUUCGUCAACGCCCUCCGCCAAGACAACGAUCUCGUCGACAUCGACGCCCCCAUCGACCCAAACCUCGAGGCCGCCGCAAUCACUCGCCUCGUCUGCGAAACCGACGACAAGGCACCUCUCUUCAACAACGUCAUCGGCGCCAAAGAUGGUCUCUGGCGCAUCCUCGGCGCUCCAGCCUCUCUCCGCAAGUCUCCCAGCGAGAGAUACGGCCGUCUGGCUCGCCACAUGGCCCUCCCUCCCACUGCCAGCAUGCGUGAAAUCAUCGACAAGAUGCUGUCCGCAAGCAGCCUCGAUCCCAUUGACCCAGUUGUCGUGCCCACCGGUCCCAUCAAGGAAAACUCCAUCGAGGGAGACGACAUUGAUCUGACCAAGAUCCCCGUGCCCAUGGUCCACCAGUCCGACGGCGGGAAAUACAUCCAGACCUUUGGCAUGCACGUUCUGCGCUCUCCCGACGGCAGCUGGACCAACUGGUCCAUUGCCCGCGCCAUGGUGUCCGGCAAGCGAACUCUCGCCGGCCUCGUCGUCAGCCCUCAGCACAUCCGGCAGAUCCACGACCUGUGGGAGAAGCAGGGCGAGACCGAGGUUCCCUGGGCUCUGGCGUUUGGCGUCCCUCCCAUCGCCAUCAUGGCUUCUUCGAUGCCCAUCCCCGACGGCGUCAGCGAGGCUGGAUACGUGGGAGCCAUUGCGGGAGAGCCCGUCAAGCUGGUCAAAUGCGACACCAACGACCUCCUGGUCCCGGCCAAUGCAGAAAUCGUGCUCGAGGGCACAAUGUCCACCACGGAGAGGCACCCCGAAGGCCCCUUUGGCGAGAUGCACGGCUACACGUAUCCCGGCGAGAGCCACCCAGGGCCCAGGUACACGACGAGACUGUAA
This is a messenger RNA of Trichoderma aggressivum f. europaeum, 936 nucleotides long. RefSeq lists its product as uncharacterized. Gene Ontology annotation, cellular component: cytoplasm. The transcript has 2 exons. Gene Ontology annotation, molecular function: carboxy-lyase activity. The record is from RefSeq and is a predicted model, not a curated record. Gene Ontology annotation, biological process: cinnamic acid catabolic process; ferulate metabolic process. NCBI's taxonomy places the organism in Eukaryota, Fungi, Ascomycota, Sordariomycetes, Hypocreales, Hypocreaceae. The coding region runs from base 1 to 936 and encodes 311 amino acids.